GUGAGUGCCUGCGUAUCGAGCCUCGUAGCCAUCCAGAGUACCAAAUUACUGCCCCUCGCUCAAACCUGCUCUCUCUCCGUCUCUCCGUCUCUCUCAAACCGGCACUCGCUCCGGCACCAAUGCGGACGGCACGCCCGAAACCGGAUAAACAAUGCGAUAUCUGUGGGGACUGUAGCUUUGCUGAGGCUAUUGCUACUUGUUCUCAGUGCAAUCAAGUUCAUGAGCAUAUUUAUUGCAUGCAAACACAACUUGAUGCUGUUCCAGACAUGUGGUUCUGCGAAGAAUGCCGAUCACGCGGCGAUGCAGUUCCUUCAAUACCCAAAAUGAAGGAUCAUAGUGCUCUGACUCACAGUGACACUUCACGCAUUGCAGUAGCUGCUGGAUCUCAUUUUGAUUUGAAGCUUCAUGGUCCUCUAAAAAAGCAAAAUGUCGUUGAAACUAAUAGUAGGAAAACUAAUACCCAAGUGAAAAGCAGCUUUCCAGAGAAGAUUCAAGUUAAUAGAAGCCUUCCAGUGAAGUUCCAAGUUAAUAGAAGCUUUCCGGGGAAGUUAGAUGAAGAUUCCAUGGCCCACAAUGGUGAAAUGGGAAAGACAGAAUAUGCACCUGUAGCAAUUUCAACUCCUGGUAAGGCUGUCCCCCGCCCAAUCUCGAAAGCUUGUUCUUUCAAGGUUGGUGAAGCAUCCAAAGUGAAGUUUAUUCCUGCCAACGAAGCCAUAUUGCUGACAUCAGGAGCCAAAGCAAAACUGGGAAGUUUGGGUUCUUUGCUUCCACGAGCUUCUCCAAUACAUACUGUGCUGUCUCCUGUCGUGAAGGGGACUCCUGCUUCAAAAGGUUGUUUGCAGAAGGGAAGUUCGAACUUGAGUUCUGGACAUUCUCAGCCUGCUGUGCUUCCUGACAAAUGGCUUAAGAAUGGUAUCCUGCAGCAACCAUCCGUUAAACCCUCAAAACCAUUACAUGUUGAGAAAUCACCAUCACGAACUGAGUAUAACCCUUCAAUCUCUGAAAGGUCAAUAAGCGUAAAGCGAGAAGAUGGAUUAUACAUAUCAUGCCCUGCAGAUGCUCAAAAACAUGUCUCACCACUGAUUUUGCCUAUGUUUUCGGAAGGCAGGCUUCCAAAUCAUCCUUUGCCAGAUGUCCUUUGGAAGGGAAGCUUUGAGAUCUUUGAUGCGGUUCAUCACAGUGUUUUCUGUGAUAGGAUUCAGGCUUAUCGUCCAACAAUUGUAUCACAUAAGGUUUGUGACAUUUCAAAAAGAAUGCCUAAAAUUUUACCAUUUAGGUUACAACAUCGUUGUGAAAUAUGGCCAAGGAUCUUCCUUAAAGAUUGUCCAGCUACUACUGACAUUGCGCUCUAUUUUUUCUCUGGGGAAUUUAACAGUUUCAAAGCAAAGUACAUUCGUCUUGUGGAGCUGAUUGAGAAGCAUGAUUUAGCAAUGAGAAGUUGCUUGGAUGGUGUGGAGUUAUUGAUAUUUACAUCUAAGCAACUUCCCAUGGAUUCACAAAGACUAAAUAUGCAGAUUUACCUGUGGGGAGUAUUCAUCCGUAGCAAAGAUGCCAAAGCAACUUCCCAUGCACAGGGACCACCUUUACCUACACGUAUUUCUUAUACGUGGGAUCUACAGGAUUUUGAUCUUCUACUUGAAGAUGGCACUCGGAGCCAAGCAGACAUUUCUUCCAACAGUAAUGCCAAAGAAGUGGAUAUGGAAAUUGACAUGAUAGGGGGUAAGGAUGUUGGAAGAAUAGACAUACCUGUUCCAAGACCUGUUGCUCUUAAAAGUUGCACAUCACUGACCGCACAUUUGAAUGAUCAUGGACCUUCAUCUGCUAGAAAUGGACCGACCAAUUUGGUGGGUCCCUCUGAAAUCAAGCGGGAGAUUCCCACCGCCACUGCCAAUGGAAUGGAGCAGGAUGGACUGUCUUUUCCUGAUGUUCCUCCAGGCUUUUCAAACCCAGUUACAAGUGAAGCUGCCAAGGAGAAGCCCUUGGUUGGGUUUGGUACCAAGAAACUGAAUCAUGUGAGGACUAUGGAUGUUACACCUUGUUUCAACAAGCUGCGUGAUUUGAAAGAUGAUCGCUGCCUGCCUGAGGCCAUCGACUAUAGCGACAAAAAGGCUGUCAAGGGGAGCACUAAGGUCCAAAGCCCCUCAAAGCCUGCUACCCCGAGAGCUACGGAUGUUCCUCCUGGGUUCACUAAGCUGUUUGAUUCGAAUGAUGAAUAUCAAUCAUCUCAGGCCGCCCUUAGGAAGGGAAAAGUAGUUACGGGGAGCACUGAAGUACGAAGCCCACCCUCACGGAGAGACACCACAAGGGUUGAACCUACGUCUUCUGGAGAAUUCUUGGGUAACCCAAUUCACGAAAACCCCACUCUUCAGAGUCUGAAGGAUCAUCCAGAACUGCAGUUUGACUCUAUGAUUACUAGUUACCUUAAGCUUUUCCCCGAGGAUAUUAAGGAGGAAACAGCUAGAGUUCAUUCUCCAGUUAAAUGCACUGAGAUGCAGCACCUCCUCCCUGUGAAUGGGGACAUGCUUGCCCUCAGUCUCUCAAGGCCCCAGUACUUGAAAGAUGGGAAUAAUUGGAUCACGGAAUUGUCGAAGGAAUGUCUGAAGCAAGAGGGUGACACCAAGGAGCUGCAACUGAGUCUUUGAAUAGGAGCUAUGGAUAUACCACUACUCACCAUCACUAACAUCUAGAGAGGUACAUGAUUUCCUGUAAAUCUGUAUGUACAGUUUCUUGUCUCAAUAUGUGCAGAAAUUAACAGGUAGGAUUGAAUCCCAGGAUGUGAAUUUGAUGGCUGUUCCUGGUCGUCUAGGAAAUUACAGUUUGUAUUGCUGACACUGGGUCCCCCGGUGGAAUAUGUAAGCAUGUACAGUUCAUGACA
Magnolia sinica is the source of this 2875-nucleotide messenger RNA. RefSeq lists its product as uncharacterized. The record is from RefSeq and is a predicted model, not a curated record. Lineage: Eukaryota; Viridiplantae; Streptophyta; Magnoliopsida; Magnoliales; Magnoliaceae. The transcript is spliced from 6 exons. The coding region runs from base 120 to 2642 and encodes 840 amino acids.